UGCAAUGGAAUUGUUUAAGUGUGUUUCUCCUUUUUAUUUUGCUUUCUUUUAGCUCGUCUUUGUCUGGCGCUCUUGUUGUGCACGUCUGCACAUCGGAGGAUAACCUGCAACAUUCACAUCCGGCACACGGUGCCCGAAGGGCCCGUCGGUGGGACCACAAGCGGCUUCAUUCUCCCGAGACGGACAGAACCCAUCUGUUGUAUCUGAACAGGACCAGACUGUCGCCCGCUUCAGACUCCAUCGGACCUAACAGAAGAGAGGCAGCGGCGGGGACAGAAAGGUCCUUGUUAUGUCGCUGUGCAUCACGGCUGCGUCUCACACUGUCCUCCUUUGUGUUUCUGACACAGAGUGAGAAGCCCCAGACAUUUCUGUCCAACAAAAACUCUUAAGAGAAUGUCUUGAUCCCAACCAAAGCACGUCUCCUCCUCUGCCAGGCCCUCUUUUAUUCUGACUUUUGUUGAGGAAGAAGCUUGAAAGCUGCUCAGUGUGUCCGGUUUCCUGCAGGCUUUGGAGCAGAGCACAGAAAUGACAUCUAAUAAUCUUUCAUAAUUCCAGUGGCGAGUUCUGCAGCACAAACAGCGUACCAACAUGAAGCCAGCGGCGGCGCGCUCCGCUGCACCUGAAGAGGAUUCCGACCGCCGGCCCCUUCCUCCCGGGUGGAGGAGCUACACCUCGCCCGAGGGACUCCGGUACUACGUCAACAGCUGCAGCAAAGAAACAACAUGGCGGCGCCCCCCCCCGUCGGCCGAGGCCCCGCAGAAAGCGCUGGCACCGCAGAGCGCCUCGCCAUAUGCCGAUGGAUGCCACGGCACGACGAAGCCCGCCCCCCCCACAGAGGCCGCCGACGUCACUCUGAGGAAAGCCCCCCACCACAAGCAGGUGAGAAGAAGAAGAAGAAGAGUCUUGAUGAAACAAUUUGGUCAUCCAUCACCAAAUGAAACAAAUGUUUGUGAAGAAGCGACGAGGACGCGAUGUCUGGUGUUCCUUCCAUUCAUCCUUCCCCCUCAACCUCGUGUCACCUGACUUGUCGCGUGAAGGGACAGGCGGCGUUGUUCUUCCAGAGCUCAUCAUCAAGGAUGAUGAUGUGAAGAUGGAAAAUGAAUCAACAGACUUUUUAACAAAAUAGUUAUUCAUGUAUCAAGUAAAAUAUGCUCUACAUUUAUGCUUUACAAGUCCUCUCUGAUUUCAAUAUCUGUAGGAUGUGAAAUGUUGGUCAGACAGAGUGACAUCACCAAGGAGAUUUAGAGAACAAUCUGUGGCUUCAGCAGAUUUCUUUUAAUUAACGCUCU
Pungitius pungitius (ninespine stickleback) is the source of this 1289-nucleotide messenger RNA. Its product is annotated as growth arrest-specific protein 7-like. Bases 589 to 1023 code for a protein of 144 amino acids. Lineage: Eukaryota; Metazoa; Chordata; Actinopteri; Perciformes; Gasterosteidae. The transcript has 4 exons. Gene Ontology annotation, molecular function: protein binding. The record is from RefSeq and is a predicted model, not a curated record.